AUGAACUUCUUCCAUGUUCAUCCGGCCAACCCACAGGACGAUUUCAUGCUUCUUUCACCACUCGAUCCAGAUACUGAAUUGAGUACCUACCAAUGUCACGACAGGAAACGCAAAUACUACUUCUGUCCAAAAUGUGGAGUGCGAUGCCUAACAUUCGGUGGUGUGGGCGAGGUCGAUGUCGUGGAUCUCAAAGAGCUAGCUGAUAGCACAGAAGGGAAGAGAAAAGUUUGGCGCGCGAAGUGGGAUGGAGAGCAUGAUACGAGACCAGAGGAUUUCGACCUACGUGUUCUCACCGAGGAGAAGAGAGUGCAGUAUUUUGAUGAUCGGAGUGAGCCCGAGGAGAAGAAGAAGGAGGCAAGAUGGGACAGACCACAUUAUGGUGGAAGUUAUUGA
Messenger RNA from Talaromyces atroroseus, 393 nucleotides. RefSeq lists its product as hypothetical. NCBI's taxonomy places the organism in Eukaryota, Fungi, Ascomycota, Eurotiomycetes, Eurotiales, Trichocomaceae. The coding region runs from base 1 to 393 and encodes 130 amino acids. The record is from RefSeq and is a predicted model, not a curated record. The transcript has 2 exons.